AUGGAAGGCAAGGAAAUCUUGAAGAAGUCAACAAGGAAGACUUCCAUAUGGGAUGAGGACAAAAAUGUGGAUAGAGAAAAAGUGAGCAAAUGGGAAGUAACACCACGAACUGCCACCCAGUCAAAGAGGUUGAAAUGGGAUCAGACGCCUCUUGGAUACAUCAAGGUGGAAGAUGAUCUAUGUAGCGGAACACGGGUGAGCUCUGGAGCAGUCUGGGACAGGGAAGGCCUGAAUGGGACGGGAAGCGGUGAAUAUUCCGAGAUGACGUUGAGGGAGAUAAACAUGUGCCUACCAUCAAAAGGAUACAAGAGAUACGAUCUUCAUUGCAUUUCUGGAAGUGAGGGGAUGGACAUCAAGGACUUGCCUGAUAUCUCUGCUGAGGAGAAAGACUUCUUUAUGCCCUUGAUUGAAGCCAAAGAUGGAAAUGAAGCCGAUGUGUACAAAGGUAUAUUGUUGAUAAAGAAUGGGAGCAAGAAAAUGAGCAUUCACGGAUUCAAGAUGCUUAAAAGAAAGGAGGUGAACACCGUACUAGAAAAGGUGCUUCUUAUGGCAAUGAGUUUAGAGCUUGACGACAAAGACAAAGAGAAGGUUGUUGGGUUAUUUCAAUUUCUUUUGAAUGAUGUGGAUAUGAGCAAAGUGAAGUAUACGAGAGAGGUGUUGUUUGUGGUGGGAUCAUAUUCCUACUUCCCUUCUCUUAGAAGGAUGUGCAUGCCUGUUCUUACUCUAAUAUACAAAUGUGGAUUUGGUUAUUCCGUUCAGGCCAUCGAAGAAUGUUUUACAAGCAAAGAGCCUCAUAUAAGAGAAGUGGUUGGAAAUGUGGUAGGAACUUUUAUAUAUCAUUUUGGAAUGGAAAAGGUUCAUGAUCUUCUACUAUCGUUGGCUGGGAGUAGGAACGAUGAGGCCAGAAAGACUUGCAUAAGAUGUAUUACAGGGAUUUGUGAAUUUGUAGGCAGAGACAUUGUAUCUUAUUCAGGUCCUGUAUUGGAUAUACUCGGUGGAUUUGUUGUAGACAGAAAUAGAUUUAUAAGGGUGGAUGCAGCCAAUGCGAUGUCUUAUGCAUUUAAACUUAUUGGUCCACAGAAGACUCCACAAAUGGAAGGGAUUUUUGAUCUCCUCAAGAAGGAAAUAUCAAGGUCUGGAAGUAUCGAGUUCAAUUCCUUACUUAAAGCAAUGUCGCACCUGUGUCAUGGCAGAAAAGAGUAUUCAGAAGUGGUUUUCAAUCUGCUAAGAGGAUCGAAGGAAAGAGGCGUGUCAUUACUCAAAGUCUUUGAAAGAAUUUGUGACAGGAUUAGCAGUGAAGAUGCCUGGGAAUACUUCGACCAAAUCUCCAGCAUCCUUUUUUCUUCAAAAGGGAGAGAGAAUGCAAAUCUGGUCGUUAGUAUUUGCACAAAGAUGAGCGGCGAUUCCAGAGUAACCAGAAGGAUCCUGGAAUACUAUCCCGAUCCUCUGAAUGCAGGGCUCCUUUCAAGAAUAUUUAGUAGGAUUCCAAAGAUGGAUUUCGGAAGAGAAGAGGCGGAUUUAUACUAUAGAAGCAUAUGCAAUGCCAUUACUCAUGAUGGAACCACAGUUCAUCUCAUACUCCCACUUGUUUCCAAGACGUUUCUACAACAGAGACACAUAUCGAUGGUUGCGUCAGAAUCAUUCAGGCUUCUAAGAGAUUCUUCAUCGGAAAUCCGGAUUAGGGGACUCAAAGCAAUAGGAGGUCUUGCGAAGAUCCUGAGCACGAAAGAACUAACAUACUAUGGCAAUCUUCUGCUAGAGAAUAUAACAGGAAGUGAUCAGGAGACAUUGCCCUUUGUUCUUAAGGCGGUGUGUGGUGUGUACAACAGCCAUCAGUUUAGGCCAGCAUGUGAGAUUGUUCCAAACAUCCUUCCAAUCCUGAAGUCUAAAGAGCAGAAGGCUGUUGCAUCUGGAGUAAUGCUUCUUCAUACCAUAUGUGUAAAUUCUCCUGAAGAGUGUGAGAAGAUUGGCAUGAAGGAAUGGAUAAGGAUAUCCUAUGAAUUAGUCGAUUCUUUAACCUCCUGGAAUAGAGAGGCCAGAAAGAAUGCUACAGAGUCUCUAGGGUGCAUCUCUAGGAUAGUUGGCCCCCAGGAAAUAUUAGACAUUUUGAUAGACAAUCUCGAAUCUGAAGAUAAGAACCAAAGAACAGGAUCUUCACUCGGGAUUUCUGUAUUAGGAGAAUACAACGGUCUAUUCUCUAUUCUUCCAGCCCUCCUGACUGAUUACAAGAUUCCUAGUCCUUUUGUGCAGCAAGGAAUACUUAAGGCCAUGUGCUAUUUUUUCCAAAGAACAUAUCAAGUGCCUUCAGCAUAUGUGCACUCCAUGCUCCCCAUGAUCGAGGAUGCAAUGAUGGAUGAGGAUCCAGUAUAUCGAAGUCUUGGCAUAAAUCUUAUCAGACACGUGGUUCUAAACCAUCCCCCAUCAACCAUGGACAUGGAGCUAGUUAUACAUUUGCUCAAUUUGAUCUGGGCAAAUAUCCUUGAUCCUGUCCCGACGAUACAGCAAUCCUUUGACGAAUGCAUGGAAUCAUUUGCCACCAUACUAUCAUCGCAGGCUAUGUAUGGAUACGUGCAGCAAGGACUCUUCCAUCCAUCGGGUAGAGUCAGGAAAAGAUACCAUAAUGUCUUGGAGACAAUGGAGCAUUUCGAUAGUACCACCCUUUCACAAUGUUUUCUUGUAGAAGAAGAAUUCCUUAAUAUUACAAAAUAA
Molecule: messenger RNA, 2709 nt
Organism: Encephalitozoon romaleae SJ-2008
Lineage: Eukaryota; Fungi; Microsporidia; Unikaryonidae
Product: U2 snRNP spliceosome subunit
Exons: 1
Coding region: 1-2709 (902 amino acids)
Biological process (GO): spliceosomal complex assembly
Cellular component (GO): U2 snRNP; U2-type prespliceosome; catalytic step 2 spliceosome
Molecular function (GO): mRNA binding
Source: RefSeq, a predicted model, not a curated record